Messenger RNA from Notechis scutatus (mainland tiger snake), 567 nucleotides. RefSeq names its product zinc finger protein RFP-like. The record is from RefSeq and is a predicted model, not a curated record. Gene Ontology annotation, molecular function: zinc ion binding; protein binding. NCBI's taxonomy places the organism in Eukaryota, Metazoa, Chordata, Lepidosauria, Squamata, Elapidae.
AUGAAACAAUUCAAAGAUAUCCUGGUGUCUGGAUAUCAGAUUCAGAAAGCAAAUGUGACUCUGGAUCCUGACACAGCUCAUCCCAAGCUCAUUCUCUCUGAAGAUCUUAAAAGCUGCUGGUUGGGAAGAAGUCAAAACCUCGUCAACGAUGACAAGAGAUUUGACCUCAUGCCAUGUGUGUUGGGACGCGAGAUGUUCGUCACCGGCAGGCAUUAUUGGGAUGUUGCUGUGGAAAAUGAGAGCGAUUGGGCUGUCGGAGUUGCCCGAAGUUCAAUGAAGAGAAAGGGCAUUGAGGCCUUCCGUAAUAUGGAAGGGAUCUGGGCAAUGGCAAAGUGUUGUGGCAGGUUCUGGGUGUACAUGAACCCUCCAGCUUUAGUUUCUGAUCCAAUGCGUUGGAAGAUCAAGAAGAUUCGAGUCUCUCUGAACUACGCUGGAGGCCGGGUGGCUUUUUAUGAUGUUGAAAGAGGAAACCUGCUCUAUGCCUUCUCCGUAACUUCAUAUUUUGGAGAGCCCAUUCACCCUUUCUUUUGGAUUGGGAAGAAAACCCGUCUCUCGCUUUGCCCCUAA